Molecule: messenger RNA, 1329 nt
Organism: Clonostachys rhizophaga
Lineage: Eukaryota; Fungi; Ascomycota; Sordariomycetes; Hypocreales; Bionectriaceae
Source: the annotation of a GenBank genome assembly
AUGAAGACGUCAUUGCUCGAAUUAGACCCAUCCGGGGAUACGAUACUCGUAUUGCAGCGCCCAAAUAUGCAGACGGGAAAAGAAAUACCAAGGCGACUGCGGGGCAAGGGAAAGGGGGACGUUGUUUUGAUCCCUACUUACGAGCCGGAGCUCGAUGCUAGGCCGAAAAAGCUAAGUAAGAAAAAGAAAAAGUUGGAGAAGAAGAAGAUGAGAAGAGAGCAGAAUGUUAAUCUCAUCCAUGCUGUCGAGCCUGAAACUGCUGCUGAAGCCGAACCUGCCAUCGAACUCGAACGUGCUCCUGAGCCCGAAGCUGUUUAUGAAGCCGAGCCUGCCAUCGAAUUCGAACGUGCUCCUGAGCCCGAAGCUGCUUAUGAAGCCGAGCCUGCCAUCGAACUCGAACGUGCUCCUGAGCCCGAAGCUGUUUAUGAAGCCGAGCCUGCCAUCGAAUUCGAACGUGCUCCUGAGCCCGAAGCUGCUUAUGAAGCCGAGCCUGCCAUCGAAUUCGAACGUGCUUCUGAAGCCGAGCCUGCCAUCGAACUCGAACGUGCUCCUGAAGCCGAGCCUGCCAUCGAACUCGAACGUGCUCCUGAGCCUGAACCUGCCGCUGAGACCGCGCCUGCUGCUGAACCCGAGCCUGCUGCGGAGCCCGAAACCGAUGGAGAACCUGUUCAACCUGAACCCGCUGUCGGCAAUGAAACCGCAAGUGAGAGCGGAAUCACGACCAGGACUGGAUGCGACAUCCUGGAGAUUGUUGCAGAGCCUGAGCCUGAAAUCAGAGCCGAGCCAGGCGCAGACAUAGUGACGGACAUAUGUGCUCUACGAGGGCUUUCUCCCUGGGACCACACCUUGAAACCUGUGGAACUCCGGUUGCGAGUGUCUUCGGCUCAUUUAUGUCUCGCUUCGCCUGUGUUUCGAUUAAUGUUCCGGGGUCCGUUUAAAAAACCGACGGUCCGUCGAGAUGGGUGCCUCGAGAUCAGAGCAUCCGAGUGGGAUAUAGAAGCGUUUCUUGUCGUUCUGGACAUUAUACACGGCCACAAUCGACAUGUACCGAAAAUCAUCAGCCUAGAUUUGCUGGCGAAGAUUACGACUAUUGUGGAUUAUUAUGACUGUCAAGAGUCAGUUGACGCAUAUAUCGGCAUUUGGGUCCCGCUAUUGGAAAAUGGCUUGCCUAGCUCUUAUGACGAGAAAGUCCCAGUCUGGCUUUGCAUUUCAUGGGUGUUUCGACGAUCGAGAAUUUUCGAGAAAAUGGUAGAGCUGGCCGUGAUGCAACUUCAGCAUCCGCUGGUGAUGAUAGGGCAUCCCCUUCCUCAAGCGAUAAUAGAAAACUAG